This is a messenger RNA of Cynara cardunculus var. scolymus (artichoke), 1877 nucleotides long. Its product is annotated as type I inositol polyphosphate 5-phosphatase 4-like. Gene Ontology annotation, molecular function: inositol-polyphosphate 5-phosphatase activity; phosphatidylinositol-4,5-bisphosphate 5-phosphatase activity; phosphatidylinositol-3,4,5-trisphosphate 5-phosphatase activity. The coding region runs from base 226 to 1617 and encodes 463 amino acids. The record is from RefSeq and is a predicted model, not a curated record. NCBI's taxonomy places the organism in Eukaryota, Viridiplantae, Streptophyta, Magnoliopsida, Asterales, Asteraceae. Gene Ontology annotation, biological process: phosphatidylinositol dephosphorylation. The transcript is spliced from 7 exons.
AAAAUCCUGCUAUGCUGUUGGCUGUUGAGAUUUUUCCAAGGUUCUUACUCGUCUCUUUCUCUCAAACUAUCUUAACCACAAACCCCUCACUUUCUUAUUGCUCGGCGAUCAUCACCGGCACACUACAUGAGCCAUUCCUAGCUUCCUUGAACCCAUUACCAAACUAACAGACUUAUAAUUAAUCCUUAGCCAGCAUGGGACUCUUCGUCCAUACAAUCACAAGCCAUGGAUAACGACUACAGACCUAAAAUCCAACGGUUCGGCCGUUGGUUUACUAACAAGCACAAGUUCAGAUCUCACUCUUCACUUUCUACACAUCUUUCAGAUGGGUCUGGAGAUGAAUACGAGGAGGAAGAUUUGUCUAUCUCAUCGGAGAUGGAUCCGUGCAUUCUAACCAAUGAAUUACGGAUAUUUGUGGCCACUUGGAAUGUUGCGGGAAGAUCUCCGGUUGGAAGUUUGGCUAUGGAUUUGGAUGAAUGGCUGAAUGUGAAAGAAUCAGCCGACAUCUAUGUUCUUGGAUUUCAAGAGAUUGUACCGUUGAAAGCUAAAAAUGUCAUCGGAGGAGAAGAUCUAACCGAAGCAACAAACUGGAACCUGCUUAUUGGACAAAUACUUAAUGGGUGCCCUUGGAUGCUAAAUCCAGUCACAAGCGAAGAUUAUAACUAUCUAAAUGUCUCCAAAAGGGAAACAAGAGCAGGUACAAGUUCACAAGAAGAAGAGCUUAAUGGGUGCAGUAGGUACAGGCUAAUGGCAAGCAAGAAGAUGGUUGGGGUGUUCAUAAGUGUGUGGAUGAACACAAGAUUGUUCAAGAGAUACUGUAUAUCGAAGGUGAAAGUUUGUGCUGUGGCCUGUGGCGUUAUGGGUUAUUUGGGAAACAAAGGGUCAGUGUCUGUCAGCAUGUCGAUAGAAGGAACUAGCUUCUGCUUUAUUGUUGCCCACUUGGCUUCUGGUGAGAAGAAAGGGGACGAAGGGAGAAGGAAUCACCAAGUUUCUGAGAUUUUCAAGCGAACAACUUUCACUCAACACCUUCCAGAUGAUUACAGUCCUCGGCCUCUCACGAUCCUAGGACAUGACCAGAUAUUUUGGUUUGGAGAUCUCAACUACAGGUUAUACUUGCAAGAUGAUAUAGCGAGGGAGCUGAUAAAGAAGCAAGAUUGGAGAGCACUUCAAGAGUUUGAUCAGCUACGGCAAGAACUGGGAGAUGGCGGAGUAUUUCAAGGGUGGAGAGAAGGGAACAUAGAAUUUGCACCUACUUACAAGUAUUCGACAUUCAAUAGCAACCGCUACUCGGGUACACUUCCAAGCAGAGCAGGAGAAAAACAAAGGACUCCAGCAUGGUGUGACAGGAUCUUAUGGUAUGGGAAAGGAGUAAAGCAACAUUCUUAUUUCCGCAGUGAGAGCAAGUUCUCAGAUCACAGGCCUGUAUCUGCUCUUUUCUCUACACAGAUUGAAGUCGUGAAGUCUGAUGACACAAGUGUUGUUUCACUCCAACCUGAUGUACCCACUACAGUUUACUCUAAACAUACUGAGAGAGGUAAUGCAGAGGCUUCAUCUACAUUACUUUCACUAAUUACCAAAGAGUUAAAAGCAUCACCAACAAACAAAAAGAAGUCAUAGUAGAAACAAAAAGUUGUGUUGCAAGAUUCAUUGGAUUAGAUACAUACAUAUACUGUUUUUGGUUCAAUUUCUUUUGUUCUUUUAUGGUUCUAUUUUCGCUACUCCUUUUUCCUUAAUUUUUUCCUCCUUGCAACAUAGUAUGCUAUCAAAGACUUGAGUUGGAAGGUACUAUUGACUAUACAGGGAUGUUAUGAAUGACUUAUACAUGUACCACAUGUCAGAAAUGCCCAUAAUCUUGAGGCAUUAAUGAUAUAUGAAUU